AUGGUACCCGAACUCAGAGGGAACACAGCAGAAGCUCUUACGAGCCUUCCAACCAAGUUACUUGCGAGGAUUGUAUCUUAUCUACCCAACCGUGAUAUAAAGUCUUUACGCCUGACAUCCCAGCUUCUGCACGAAUUCGCACACUUACGUAUUGAACGUGUCUUCUUAUCCGCUGACCAACGUAACCUUGAUGUCUUCCGUGCGGUUGCCGACCACGAAGUCUAUCGCCGGCACAUCAAAAAGAUCAUCUGGGAUGACACGCGGCUGUUACUCCCACCCCAGUUCUCGGUGCUAGACUGCGGGCGAAAUCUACGAGAGCAAGGCCCUUGCGCAGGAGCUGAACUCUGGUACAUCAAUGCUUGCCGAGAAAAUAUUGCAGAUUUGCGGAGGUACCAGACCGACUAUACGGGGUUAGCGGAUUGCAUAGAGCGGGCCGAGCAAGAUGUUGCUUCCACGGUAUGGCUGAAAGAAUCCUUUGCUCUCUAUGAUAGAUUGAGUAGGAAACAGGAAGAGAACAUUCGCACUAACGCCGACGUGGAAGCCUUUGAGUAUGGGCUGAAGCAAUUUCCAGCCCUGAAAAGAGUCACAGUUACACCUGUUAUCCAUGCACGGAUCUUCCACCCUCUUUAUCAGACACCCAUGAUUCGCACGUUCCCAACCGGGUUUAAUUAUCCUGUCCCGUGCGGAUGGCCGACACACAAGGAGAAUCAGCCAGCCAUUUCUCUGUGGACCGAUUUGCACGAGCACUGGAAGGAUAGAUGGCGUGGAGUUCAGGGUGCACUGCAUGUGCUGGCAAGAGAUAGAGAGCAUCACAACAUCUCUGAGCUCGUUUUUGAUGUGAACCAGCUGAACACAGGGAUCAAUUGCACGAUCUUUGAACAACCCUGUGAGGAGCUUUUUAACUUCUUAUUUAUCCUUAAGCAGCCAGGCUUCAAGCGACUUGAUCUUGCUAUUAUAUGCUCCAAUCAAUGUGAACGUGGAUGGCCUAUUUUCUCCAAUGGGAAUUUGCGAGACGUGUUGAGAGUUGCGGUAGAUUUAGAACACUUCAGCUUCAAAGCCAAUGUGUCUGCGCUGCAGCGAAAUUCGUCUAGCGAUAUUCACUUUUCGAAUAUUCGACUUGAUACCGUUUUUCCUGUCGCCAACUGGCAGAAACUCCGCCACUUUGGACUCUCAGGCUUGUCAGUCCAUACUACUGGCAUGGUCAGGCUUCUGGAUCGACUGCCACUCAUCACUAGCUCAGUAGAACUGAGCUUUCUGAGUUUUUCGGAGCCUGAUGUUGACAAUUGGUCAAUUCUGAUCGAAGGAAUCCGGAACCGUACACGGUGGAGAUAUCGAAGUACUAGUAAAAGGCCUAAGCUUGUUGUGGGUGUGGAUGUAGUGUGGAAUAGACGGCCUGGCUUAGGGACCUGGAUUGAAAAGGAAGUAUACGAGUUUUUGUAUGGAAAUGGGCUAAAUCCAUUUGACGAACAUGGUAUUGUCAGGCCGGGCGUGGGAAUUGAGCGGGAUUCGUUUAACCCUGACUAUGAGCGGCCUCAUGUUCAUCCCGAAUGUUGA
Messenger RNA from Aspergillus vadensis CBS 113365, 1554 nucleotides. RefSeq lists its product as uncharacterized. The record is from RefSeq and is a predicted model, not a curated record. Lineage: Eukaryota; Fungi; Ascomycota; Eurotiomycetes; Eurotiales; Aspergillaceae. Gene Ontology annotation, molecular function: protein binding. Bases 1 to 1554 code for a protein of 517 amino acids. The transcript has a single exon.